Zophobas morio is the source of this 1444-nucleotide messenger RNA. RefSeq lists its product as uncharacterized. The record is from RefSeq and is a predicted model, not a curated record. The transcript has 14 exons. Bases 14 to 1444 code for a protein of 476 amino acids. NCBI's taxonomy places the organism in Eukaryota, Metazoa, Arthropoda, Insecta, Coleoptera, Tenebrionidae.
AUUUCUUGUAAAGAUGUCUGCUUCUCGCAACGAUGUCGUCAAAAAUGUUAAAAGAAAGGAUGUACUGACUAGUGAGAAUGCUGAUGACCUGGCCCAAACUUCUGACUUAAGCGCAGUGAGUAAAAGUUUGUUCGAAAGUACCAAUUCUUCAAGAGGAGAGAUAAAAAUAACAGGAGACUGUUCGGAGCCCCUUUGGAAUCUUAUAGGAACUUCUAUUUGCUCUGUAGCCAACUCUGUUUCCUCUGGAAUCAGUGACAUAGCUUCUAAACUUGCCGGCUUUUCGACUCAGCCCGAGGAGAACUCUUCUUGCCCCGGAGAACAAAAGGAAAAACGUUUGGAAACUUUGGGAUCUUUUUUGGGAACUGGAACAAAUGCUGUGGUGAAAGUUACCGACGAGCUGCAGUCAUUGUCAGUAGAUUCUGAAAAUCUUGAUAAGUACGUGCUAUCGCGUAACGUUCUCGUUCAUGGACUGGAGGCGCUGGAAAAAAUGGGCAAAAAAGCAAUGAACUGCAUCGUAGAUGAUCCUCACUUUACUCACAAAGAUAAAAUAAUUACAAUGAAUUCUGGGGAGACUCCGCUUUUUUCAGCUAGUCAAGCCGAACUCAUCAGUUUUACUUCAUUUUUUGCGGGAAGAAAAGGCGAACUGAUUUAUCGAGACUUACAGGAAUUGAGCUUAAAAGCAAGUUCGCUCGCGCGGUCUCUACUAAAAGAUGCUAAUAAGGAAUGUCGGUGCCAAAUGGAUGAACAAAUGGAAGUUAUUUGCAAGUCUCUCUGCGAGGAAGAGGCCAUUGAAAAUGCCGAAGGAGUAAUUUGUUGGGAUAUAUUAGUAGAGUACAACAAAUUUAAGGAUAUUUUGGAGUCUUUAAGUAUUUGGAAUGACCUGCGCGAAAUUAUUAGAAAUGACGAGGAAAUUUUUGGAGUACAUGAAAAACAAAAACUUAUCAAAGAAAAUAAUUUUUGGAUGGAGUUUCAAGAAGAAGACGAAGCGACUCUUCUUUCUUUCUGUGAACGAGUGUUUAAAGAACUUCAUGAAACUCUAUGUCAAAGCUACGCUGCUUUAGUAGUUUCUGCCAUUAGACAAUUCCACCUCGUUCUUGCAGCUUUGACCAAUGAAACGCUUCGUUUAAACAAGUACACGAGCACGACUAAUUCCAGGCUUGAAGCUGUUAAAAAAGUUGCGUGCUUUAUAAAUCUUGUCAAAACUAUCCAUAUCUCAACCAUCAACUCUCUAACUACUUUGGCCGCAAAACUGAUAUACGCAGCGCAGAAAGAGAUGGCCAAGAGAGAAAACACUAGUAACGCGGAGACCACUGACACUGUGUUUAAUACAACCUCAACCAGUAUCUUCUUGGAGGCCGGCCUGGCAUCUGAAAAGAUAAGAGCUGCCCUUCAACUUUCCGUCCCCGUACUUCGCUUUUCCCUUCUUAAUUACUAUUUAACGUAG